This is a messenger RNA of Gaeumannomyces tritici R3-111a-1, 3461 nucleotides long. Its product is annotated as G2/mitotic-specific cyclin-B. Gene Ontology annotation, molecular function: cyclin-dependent protein serine/threonine kinase regulator activity. The transcript has 4 exons. Gene Ontology annotation, cellular component: centrosome; cytoplasm; cyclin-dependent protein kinase holoenzyme complex. Gene Ontology annotation, biological process: regulation of cyclin-dependent protein serine/threonine kinase activity; mitotic cell cycle phase transition. The record is from RefSeq and is a predicted model, not a curated record. NCBI's taxonomy places the organism in Eukaryota, Fungi, Ascomycota, Sordariomycetes, Magnaporthales, Magnaporthaceae. The coding region runs from base 517 to 2526 and encodes 669 amino acids.
UGCAGGCGUGCGGGCCCUGAGAAAUAAAAACAACAAGCCGCCAGCCGCCCGUGAUUUUUCAGGACGACGUCUCUUCACCUUCAACUCGGGCAUUUUGAAGACGGCCAGCGGAGUGCGAGCGUAUGCAGGCGACAUUUAUUUCUCCUCUGUCGAUUAUCUGCCAUCGCGUUUCCAUUCCCCUUUUCUCUUUUGGAGCCGCGCGCGAUAUCCUUGUCGUCUUUGUUCGACUACCUCUGUUUACUCCAGGGACAUCUCGGCGAGCCGUACCAGGAACGAGCCUAAUCUCAGCAAACGGGCCUCGACCACCGCCACAGCACGCUCGCAUCGUGCCCGCCAGCAACAGAAAUUUCAACCGUCGGCGCCAUCAUCACGCCCGCGAAGCCACCCAGCCAGGCCCUAGCAGCGACAAAACUUUGGAUGUUGACGUAGCCCAACACUCUACGGGUUGACCACGCGCGCCUUCGAUCGGGAACCAUUGCACCGCCUGCGAAUUUGUCCGAAACGUUACUCGCAAUCAUGGACUCAAGACCUCACCGCCCGCUCCGCCUCGGGAUGGCCGCGGCCAAUGGAAACGAGAACGCUGCACCGCUCAAGCAGGCAUUACACCAACGGCACAAGUCGACGGGACAGAUCAAGAACUCGACGAGCCUGAUCCCCGGCGGCGGUCUGAAGCUGGCUCCGAAGCGGGCCGCGUUCGGCGAGGUAAACACAAAUGUUCGUGCGGUAGGACUGGAGCUGAACUCCAAGAAGGCGCCCAUGCAGACCAUCAACUCGGGCAAGGAGAACAGCGGCAGCGGCGCCGUCGGCAAGAAGAACACGAUAUUGCAGCAGCCCGCCCAGCGCCUCAAGAUUCACGGCUCCACCGUGAAUCAGACCUCCGUCACCCAUGCUGCCGACGUCUACCCGACGCGUCAGUCAAUGAUCCCCGAAAGCCACCAUCCCAUCACCCGCAAGCCUCAUGUGGAGGCACAAGCCCCGCAAGCAGUGAAGGCUGUCGCCACCAAAAAGGCUUCCUUCGUCUACGACGAUUCCCGGCAACUCGCCCAGGCCCGAGCUACUGACGCUCGUCCUGCGACCGCCGUUGACGAAGCCGCGGCUCAGAUCAAACCUGAGAUGGCUGUUAAGAACCCCCGUCAGUACAAGAGCCAGCCGCACCUCAGGACGGAACAGCCUGCCUUGAGGAGAACGGUGAGCAGGCAGCUGGGCGAAGUCAGGGAACUUCCAAUCGUUGAGCAGCACGAAGUCCCCGACACACCUUACGAGGACGCGCUCGAGGAACUUAUCGAAGCCAACGAGGCUUGUGGCGGCACCUCAAUCUCUGCGUCGGUCGAUAUUGACGUCAGGACUGAGCUCAUUGGGCGCAAAAUGGAGGCUGCUCCUGCAGCUACCGUGGCCUUCGAGUCGGAGGAUAACUGGGACGAAGAGGAUGUGGAGCUUGACGAGGACCAGGGCUACACAACCGCACACUCUUUCAAGUCACAUGGUGACAACACCACCCAAGGUCUUGCUGUUCUCCUCGCGCCCAAGGUCACCGUUCGAAUUCGGGAGGAGCUGGAGCUGGCCAGGAUUGCCGUUGAGGAGUCGCGCACCUUCGACGAGAUCGAGGAGGAGCAGUGGGACGUCAGUAUGGUGGCGGAAUACGGCGACGAGAUCUUCAGCUACAUGCGGGAGCUUGAGACUCGGAUGGCUCCUGAUGCGCACUACAUGGACAUCCAGACCGAGAUCCAAUGGUCGAUGCGCUCAGUCUUGAUAGACUGGGUCAUUCAGGUCCAUCAUCGCUUCUCUCUACUCCCCGAGACUCUGUUCCUGAGCGUCAACUACAUCGACCGGUUCCUCUCCCAGAAGGUGGUGUCAGUUGCGAAGCUGCAACUCGUCGGCGCCACGGCCCUUUUCAUCGCGGCAAAAUACGAGGAGAUCAACUGCCCGUCUGUCAACGAGAUAAUAUUCAUGGUCGACAAUGGCUUCUCGGCCGACGAGAUUCUCAAGGCCGAGCGCUUCAUGCUGAGCAUGCUUCAGUUUGAGCUUGGAUGGCCCGGCCCGAUGAGCUUCCUGCGCCGCAUCAGCAAGGCCGAUGAUUACGACCUGGAGACGCGCACGCUGGCCAAGUACUUCCUCGAGGUGACCAUCAUGGACGAGCGCUUUGUGAGCUGCCCGCCCAGCUAUCUUGCUGCUGGCGCUCACUGCCUCUCGCGCAUGAUUCUCAGGAAAGGAGACUGGUCCCAAGCCCACACUCACUGGGCUGGCUACACAUGGUCCCAGAUUCGCCCCCUUGUGAAGCUGAUGCUCGAGUGCUGCCACAACCCGGAGAAGCACCACCAAGCCGUCUACGAGAAGUACCUCGACCGCAGGUACAAGGGUGCUUCGGCCUACGUCCAGGAACAGAUCGACUACGGCUUCACGCUCCCGCAGCAGGGCCAGCCUGCUCUGCCCGAGACCCCGACGACUCCCGACGAUCUCUUGUCGCACUCUCCAUUCCCUUCGCUCGAGAUGAACCGCCUCAUGGCCAUUGCAACGAGCCAAGCAUGAAACAUGCUAGAAUGCAUGCAUCCGAACGAUACACUCGCCUUUUAACCGCCACAUCGACGGUGGCUGCUUGUGACGCCAGUCCCAACGGCACCAUCGACUAUCUCCUCACCAACGUCGACACACCUUUUGUGUCCACGUCGCGAUAUUGCACGACAACGACCAUGACCUGGCGGACCAUCGGUCCUGAACGCGCAAUAGCUUGCCGGGAAAAGUUUCUCUGACGCGACGGUCUCAUUUAUCUUCCUAUUGUUUAUUAUUUAUUACGCUACCAUCAUGGCCGAUUACGAGAACCACGACAGCAUCCUCCUCGAUCAUAUUUGCCUCGUCGGGACCUCCACACUCACCAUAAUGCUUUUUAAACUCCACACUCUCCCGUCUCUGCACACAUUUACUCAUACGUUUCCCUUCGGGCCUUUGCGCGGCAUCUUUGAAAACUCGCUUCUUGGACGACCAGGUAGAGACGGACACCAACAGGGAACGGACAGCACGCCAGCUCGGGCGUCUGUGCUUGGCUUGCGAGCAAAGUGGGAGGAACCUCGAUUUAUCGGGAAACUAAUUCACCAUGGAAUGAUGGUAUCCGACGGAAAAUACGGCGUUUUACGGAGGCGGAGGGUUUGCAUUUGACACGACUUUGUUAUGUAUUAAAGGUGUACUUUCUGCAGUGGGUUUUUUAAGCCGGGAAAGGGGGAGGAUUAGGCGACAACGAGUGCGUUAACUUCUCUGUUUGCCCUCUUUUCUUUUUUACACGCUUGAUCUUCCACUCUUCUUCUCUGUUGUCUCUACUCCCCCUUCCUGGCGACUUAUCCGGGAAAUUGGCGGUCUGUUUGACUAUUAUUAGACAUCUCGUGGGCAUCCGAGCAAAGGAUUCGUCAGGUAUUGCCUCAAAUACAUCGGUAAUAUGAGUACGAGGUACAAUUGCCGCUGCUUCUUUCGAC